Molecule: messenger RNA, 1305 nt
Organism: Nicotiana tabacum (common tobacco)
Lineage: Eukaryota; Viridiplantae; Streptophyta; Magnoliopsida; Solanales; Solanaceae
Product: light-harvesting complex-like protein 3 isotype 1, chloroplastic
Source: RefSeq, a predicted model, not a curated record
CAUCUUUGCGGCUGAGGAUUGUGGAAAAAUUCAGUAUGUUCUAAACUUUUUCUCUCUACCUUAUUUGCUUCUCUGAAAGUUCUAUAAUGUCAUCAAUGGCCUUAUUCUCAGCUCCUCCACCCCACUUCCCAACUCUCUCUCCUCCAAAACCCGAUUUAACUCACAAACCAUAUCUACUUUUAACUCUCAAGAAACCCCAUUUCUCCUUUAGAGCUGUUGAUGAUGUUUCUUCUGGUAUUACAGCUACUUCAGCUGUGACUAUUGAGCAAGAAAAAACUGAGGAGUCUAAUGGGGUGGCUUUGAACUCAAAUGGGUCACUGCCGGCGGUUUCCGCCGGAGCUCCGGCGACGGAGGAGGGAGUGAGGAAGUUUCAGGAUAGUAGAUGGGUUGGUGGGACUUGGGAUUUGAAGCAAUUUGAGAAAGAUGGGAAGAUUCAUUGGGAUUCUGUUAUUGAUGCAGAGGUUAGGAGAAGAAAAUGGUUGGAAGAUAACCCAGAGUCAUCAAGUAAUGAAGACCCUGUGCUUUUCGACACCUCAAUUAUUCCUUGGUGGGCAUGGAUGAAGAGGUUUCAUCUUCCUGAAGCAGAACGUCUCAAUGGUCGUGCUGCAAUGAUUGGUUUCUUUAUGGCCUAUUUUGUGGAUAGCUUGACUGGUGUAGGCCUCGUCGAUCAAAUGGGAAACUUCUUCUGCAAAACACUAUUGUUUGUAGCUGUAGCCGGUGUUCUUUUGAUCCGCAAGAAUGAGGAUAUAGAAACUAUCAAAAAGUUGGUCGAAGAGACUACUUUCUACGACAAACAAUGGCAAGCAUCUUGGAAAGAUGAGACCUCAAGCGGUUCGAAGGAGUCUUGAGAUUGUUCUUCGUAUAACAUUAGUUCCCAUUUUCUUGAAAUAAUCCGCUAAUUCAUCUAUGCUAGUAGUCAGAGGAGAAUAUGUUAUAUCAUAUUCUCCAUUUUGUUGUAGUGCUCAGGCUGCCAUGUUGGAAGGGGGCCUUAAAGUUGCUUCAGUGCGACCUAUAGGUGACGGGAUCGAGCUGUGGAAUCAGCCAUUGAUGCUUAAGAUCAGGUUAGGUUAUCUACAUCACACCCCCUUGAGGUGCGGCCCUUCCUUGGACCUUGCGUAAACGCAAGAUGCUUCGUGUACCAGACUGCCAUGUAUUUUUUUUUCCCUUUCAUGUUCUAUUUCUGAGCAAUGAUUCUUAAUGUUAACUUUUUUUGUCUUUGUUGUGAGCUCUUUUUGCUGAUCUUGUAUACUAACUCUCCAAUCCUUUUGACAGAAUCAAUGUGAAGAAUUGGUCAAUUCACUUGUA